AAAAGUGGAGUGCAGAAGUAGAGCUCCUGGGAGUCAUCUGUCUAAGCUUCCAUGGAACCCCACGCGGAUGACGAGAUUAUUCCCAUGGAGACGGCUGGGGAAGAAGAAGUUCCUCGUGAAGAACCUCCCAAAAUCCUCCGACUCGACAACUCCGUCGUCAAUCGUAUCGCUGCCGGAGAGGUCAUUCAAAGGCCAGUGUCCGCCAUUAAAGAACUCGUCGAAAACAGCCUCGACGCCCAAUCUACCUCCGUUAACGUCGUUGUCAAAGACGGUGGUCUCAAACUCAUCCAAGUUUCUGACGACGGCCACGGCAUCCGUUAUGAAGAUUUGCCGAUUUUGUGCGAGAGGCACACGACGUCCAAGCUGUCAAAAUUUGAGGAUUUACAGUCCAUAAGGUCGAUGGGAUUCCGAGGAGAGGCGCUGGCGAGCAUGACCUAUGUAGGUCAUGUUACGGUCACCACCAUUACUAAAGGACAACUUCACGGUUACAGAGUAUCCUAUAGAGAUGGAGUGAUGGAGCAUGAGCCUAAGCCAUGUGCUGCUGUAAAAGGAACUCAAAUAACGGUUGAGAAUCUGUUCUAUAACAUGAGUGCUAGGAGGAAGACACUACAAAAUGUGUCUGAUGAUUACACAAAGAUUGUGGAUCUCCUAAGUCGAUUUGCCAUUCAUCAUAUAAACAUCAGCUUUUCUUGCAGAAAGCAUGGAGCUGCUAGAGCAGACGUUCACUCAGUUGGGUCAACUUCAAGGUUGGAUGCCAUUCGUACAGUUUACGGUGCAUCAGUUGCUCGCAAUCUAAUGAAAAUAGAAGUUUCAGAAAAUGACAAAGCCUGUUCAGAUUUCAAAAUGGAUGGUCUAAUCUCGAACUCGAAUUAUAUUGCGAAGAAGAUCACAAUGGUGCUCUUUAUUAAUGAAAGAAUGGUAGACUGUAGUGCUUUAAAAAGAGCUAUUGAAAUUGUUUAUGCUGCAACCUUGCCCAAAGCAUCCAAACCUUUCAUAUAUAUGUCAAUUAUAUUGCCACCUGAGCAUGUUGAUGUGAAUGUUCAUCCAACCAAAAAAGAGGUAAGCCUCCUGAACCAGGAAGUUAUUAUUGAGAGGAUACAGUCAGCUGUGGAAUCAAAAUUGAGAAGUUCUAAUGACACGAGGACAUUUCAAGAACAGGAUGUAGAAUCUUCUGCGGCUAGUCAAAUGGUUAUUAGCAGUGACUAUACUCAGAAUUCCUCGCAGUCUGGUACAGAAGGUUCAAAGUCACAGAAGAUUCCAGUGCAAAAAAUGGUUAGGACAGAUUCAACAGAUCCAGCUGGAAGGUUGCACGCAUAUGUGCAAAUGAAGCCUCCUGGCCUCCCUGAAUCUAGCUUGAAUACUGUGAGGUCUUUUGUUAGAAUGCGAAGGAAUCCAAAGGAAGCUGCUAAUCUUACUAGCGUUCAAGAUCUUGUUGCAGAAAUUGAUCAGAAUUGUCAUGCUGGUCUCCUUAACACUGUAAGACAUUGUGUAUAUAUUGGAAUGGCAGAUGACGUCUUCGCUUUGCUUCAGCAUGAUACUCAUCUUUAUCUAGCAGAUGUUGUGAGCUUGAGCAAAGAACUCAUGUAUCAGCAAGUGUUAUGUCGAUUUGCACAUUUUAAUGCAAUACAAUUGAGCAACCCGGCCCCUCUGUACGAGUUAAUUAGUUUGGCACUGAGGGAGGAAGAUGUGAAUUCAGAGUCUAAUGAGAAUGAUGAUUUUAAUAAGAAGGUAGCUGAGACGAGUACAAAACUGCUCAAGUUGAAAGCUGAAAUGCUCGAGGAAUUUUUCUGCAUACAUAUUGACAUAAAUGGAAAUUUGGCUAGACUACCAGUCGUACUUGACCAAUACACACCUGAUAUGGACCGUGUUCCUGAAUUUGUACUUUCUUUGGCUAAUGAUAUUGAUUGGGAAGAUGAGAAAAAUUGUAUCCAGUCGAUUUCAGCUGCCAUUGGGAACUUCUAUGCCAUGCAUCCUCCCUUGCUGCCAAAUCCAUCGGGUGAUGGCUUGCAGUUCUACAAAAGGAUAAAAUCAUCCGGUAAUCCUGAAGAUGAAAAUAUAGGUGAUGAUACGAUGACAAUGGAGAAUGAAAUCGACCACGGUCUACUAUCGGAGGCAGAAACCAUAUGGGCUCAACGUGAAUGGUCAAUACAGCAUGUACUCAUCCCAUCAAUGAAACUUUUCUUCAAGCCUCCACAUUCUCUCGCUGAAAAUGGAUCUUUCAUUCGGGUUGCAUCAUUAGAGAAACUUUACAAGAUCUUUGAGAGAUGUUGAGGCAACAUUGUCAUUCAUCUGAGGCCGCUUCUUGAAACAGGGUUGGCUUAUUUCAUUUUGUACCUGCGACCUGUUUUCUUUUUUUUCUUUUCUUUUUCCUUUUUUUUUCCAGUAAUUUGUAUAAUUUUGCAUGUCUACUAACAGCUUUUGAUGUUCAUGUAAAUUCUGAAGUACCUAUAAAUCAUCAUUUUUGGGUGAGUUUAUUGUGCCCAAAAUUUAAAAA
This is a messenger RNA of Cucurbita maxima (winter squash), 2494 nucleotides long. Its product is annotated as DNA mismatch repair protein MLH1. The record is from RefSeq and is a predicted model, not a curated record. Bases 52 to 2271 code for a protein of 739 amino acids. Gene Ontology annotation, cellular component: MutLalpha complex. Gene Ontology annotation, biological process: mismatch repair. Gene Ontology annotation, molecular function: ATP binding; ATP-dependent DNA damage sensor activity; mismatched DNA binding. Lineage: Eukaryota; Viridiplantae; Streptophyta; Magnoliopsida; Cucurbitales; Cucurbitaceae. The transcript is spliced from 16 exons.